GACGUGCAGGCCUGCAGUUGGCCGAGAGGAUGCUGAGAAGUCAGUGCUCGGGUUAUUGUUAAGAUUAAAGCAUGGCUGCCUCUGCAUGGAUAGACCUAACAGUUGUGGCAGGAUCAUACGGAACUCUGAAUUUGUCUUAAAGGAGUAAACCCUGUGCCUGUCAGAGAAGGAGACCACCAGACUGCAAAGAUGAAAGUGAAAUGGACAAAAUUAGGAAUGGUCCUCUUUCUGCUUCUCUCCUUUGUAAUGACGGGCUGUUUCAUUUGGCAGUACAGACUUCCCAAAGCAAAACCAGUGGAUAAAAGUUAUGCAAAAGAAGUGAAAGAGGAGAAGAUGUGCCCACGUUUCCCUGAGCCUGUGCCAUUGGAGCACCCGAUACCUGUCCUCAUGGAAGCUUUGGACAAGGUGGAUGCAUUUUUGAGGACCAGCAUUGAUGCCACAAAACUGCCAGCCAUCUCUGCCAUUGUAAUAUUUAAUGAUUCUGUAUUGUGGAAUGGUAACUUUGGCAGAAGGAAUGGAAGUGACCCCACAUCUCCCCCAAUAAAUGAGAACACAAUUUACAGAAUUGCAAGUCUGUCUAAAAUCUUCCCCACCUUGAUGCUGUACAAACUUUGGGAGGAUGGAAAAGUGGGUUCCUUGGAUGACCCCCUGGGGAAGUAUGUUAAGAACUUCACUAUAAAAAACCCUCUAGGGAAAAGAAGGGAUCAUGACCUCAAGUCCACCUCUGACGGCAUGAGCAGUAGAGAGGCUCAAGUCCACAUCUCCUCAGUUACCCUGAGAAGGAUGGCCAGUCAGCUGUCAGGUUUACCCAGGCGGCUCUGGGCAACUACUUUACAGUGGAAGGGCAACACCCAGGCUGCUGUGGAUUUAUUACAAGAUGAUGUUCUCGUGGCUGACCCUGGAACAAAAUGCCACUACAGCAACCUGGCCUUCUCCCUGCUGGCCCACGUGAUGGCGGAGAAGGUAGCGGGGAUGGAUUAUCAGCAAUGGGUGUCUGAAAAUAUCCUGCAGCCGCUGGGAAUGGAGGACACUGGAUUCGAAAUCACCUCUCAAAUAGAGAAACGAAUGGCGAUUGGUGUUUACUCAAGUGGGCAUCCCGCACCCCUCUAUGACCUUGGCUGGUAUAGACCAUCAGGGCAAAUGUACUCCACACCUGCAGACAUGGCCAAACUGGUGAUGAUGCUCCUGGGCGCAUACUACCACCCGGUUCUCCAACCUGACACCCUCAAAACCAUGUUAACUCCUCUGUUUCGCUGUGAAAAUAACUACUUUGCUGAACAAACUGGCACACCAUGGGAGGUCAAUGAACAGUUGGGCUAUGACAUAAUCCGCAAAGAUGGAGAUCUGGAUGGUUAUUCGGCCUCAGUCUCCCUCGUUCCUCGCUUGAAGCUGGGGUUGGUCACCCUAAUGGCUGGAACCAAACCUGAAGAUGAGGAUCUGGUGGCUAAAGCCUACAGUUCACUCAUCCCUGCCAUGGAAAGUGCCUUCAGAGAUGCACCUCGUGUUCUCAUUCCUACUCCGGACCCUGUUCCCUACAUAGGUUACUUUACUUAUAGCAACAUAACGUUCUAUGAGAUCAAUGCAGACGCAGAUGGAGUGCUGUCUCUGGAGCAGUUUGGACCUCAAGUAGACACAAUGGUUCCUAUGAAGUACAGAAUUUUGAAACUCAGUUAUCUGCAGGAUAGGGUGUUCAGGGUAGUGUUUGAGAAGGAGUACCCAUGUCAGCUCAAAGUUAACGCUGCUUCGGUGUCUCUUGAAUCUCAGGAUGGGCAGCUUUUUAACUUUUACAUCUUUAACAAAAAGGGGCUCUCACCAGGUUUUGAUGUCCCAGGGUUAAACACUUAUAAAGUCACACGGAUACAUCGCAAACCAAUUUUCAGUGGUUGAAGAAAUCAUUUGAUCAUGCUUUUGAGUUAAUAAGCUAAAAGGUGCUCUUUAGGAUGAAAGUGUCAAAUUCUGAGGAACUUCAACCUAUGAUUGUGUACAUUUUAAUAAACUUUUGUCUCAAGAUGCUGAAUGUAUAUUUAGAAUACUUUUUUUUAUUUUUUAUUUUGACCAUUUUGAAAAUGGUAAUAGUAUCUCCUGCUGUUGUUUUCCCUUUCUUCAGAGGAAUAUCUAUACACAAUUGACAACCGUCCAUUUAUGUGUGUUUCUAAGAAGCUUGAACUGCGUGUCUUAAUUAAAAGUAAAGUGUGUGCCUUCCCUAAGGAUUUGCACCUGUGCAUCAGUUUCCAAAGUACCCAAUUUUGUGUAACCUUGAUCAGCACAUUGCUGAGUUCAGCUAGAGGUAGUUAAAAGCAUAUUUCAGCUCUAAUACUAAUGUCUUUUUUUCUAAACAUUUUAUUUGUCUUUAAAUGCAAACCAGUGUAAAGGCCCAUUCACAUCAAGGAUGAUAACUAUAAUGAUAACUAUACGGUUUUAAGCAAUUUAAUUGUAUGAGAAAAGGAAAAUCCAUAACACAAAUAAAAUGAUAUUGACACAGAAACAAUAUCAUUGGAAUCACUUUCAGAACUAUU
Molecule: messenger RNA, 2516 nt
Organism: Sinocyclocheilus rhinocerous
Lineage: Eukaryota; Metazoa; Chordata; Actinopteri; Cypriniformes; Cyprinidae
Product: putative beta-lactamase-like 1
Exons: 8
Coding region: 190-1887 (565 amino acids)
Source: RefSeq, a predicted model, not a curated record